Orbicella faveolata is the source of this 1928-nucleotide messenger RNA. RefSeq lists its product as uncharacterized. Lineage: Eukaryota; Metazoa; Cnidaria; Anthozoa; Scleractinia; Merulinidae. The record is from RefSeq and is a predicted model, not a curated record.
GAAGUAUGAGCCAUCUUGAUUUCUUCGUAAGGUCGACUGGACGCCUAAAAAUAGCCAAAUUAUCAUACUGCUAUUUGAGACAUAAACUCACGUAUUCUGAUCGUGGCAUCCUAGAAGGCAGUCGAGAUUUCAUUGAUUAUUCAACUCUUGGGCAAUUGCACAGCAUCUUACGCAUUGUACGUCCAGACAAGGUUGAAUGGACCAAAUGCAUAGAUGACAAGCAGUUCUGUCCUGAGAAACCUUUAAUGUCCCGCCCAAACACACUGGCAGCAGCUGAUGGCUUUCCGAUCUGUUGUGAUGUGAUCAUGGACGACAUCUUGGCUGCAACAGUGGAUGCUAUGAAUCAAAUUGGAAUGGAUUAUCGCAUUGUGUAUGGUACGCUCCUUGGUGCAGUGAGAAGUCAGGCAUUCAUUCCGUACUCUGAUGAUGUCGAUGUCGCAAUUCACAAGGCCGACAAUGACAGAUAUGACAACUUCUUGCUGAUACAGCAGAUCUUGGGUCCCAAGUACUUUGUGGCAUGGAAAACAAAUCCCCCUGUCUCCAGAGUUUAUCCACACUAUGCUCCAAUGAUUGCAGUAGAUACUCAGCGGCAUUUCAAAGAUGAUAGUCUUGAAAGCCCUUCUCUCUUCGACACCAAGAUCCUCAAAGAAAUGGAGAAACUAUUGCCUGUGAAAAACAUCCUACUGGAACAACGCUAUGUUGAUCUUUACCCCUCCCCUGAGGAUUGGUUUGGCAAAUCCACUGAAGUCACCAUAAACAAUCGACACUAUCUUGGCCUGUCAGAUAAUGUAGACAAGUUCAUUAGAAGUUGGUAUGGAGAUGAUUACAUGAAGAUGAGACCUGAGCUACAUUCUCAGACCACACUUCAGACAAACUAGCUCCACUUGAAGGAACAGAAUACUGUUUUCAAUAAAUCUUUGUAGUCGAAAAGCAUUAUUGAUUCAUAUCAUCCAAUCAGAAAACAGUAAAACAGCUCAAAAACUGAACACCUGCCUUAAAAUGGAAUUUUGACCACAGAAAACUAGUACUCCUCCACUUGCUGCACAGGGUCCCCACUUCCUAGAUAGCAGCCCAAUAUUAUUAUCCCUUGAUGAAGGAACUCAUUGUCACCUGAAUCACCUCUGCCCAGUGGUACGAGUUCUGGUUGGAGUGUUGAUGCCCCCAAUCUACACUCUUCACGGUAAAGUAGUCCAUUUGCUGAAUCUCUGAUCGUGCCAUGGUACAGAACACUAGAUAGCUUUGAAGUAACCUUGCAGUCCAGAGCAAGAGGUGGUGCAGACCAGAUACUCCAGGCAUGGUGCGAGAUGUUUACUGAACAUUAGUGAACUAUUUGUUUAACUUUUCGCAGACAGAAAUAUUUUGGAUAGAAUACUAUACAGUAAUUGGAAUUUAUGGUCUUCAGUGAACUAGAAAUAUUUAAUGAUUGUAUUAAAUUUAGGACUUCCAAAACUUAAGUGACCAGUCAAUUUUUUGAAAUAAUAAACCUGUUCUUUUUGUGGCCUCCCUACUUGACUUAUUCAGGUAUUCGUAUUAUGCUUAAUUAUUAAAUUGAAAAAUUAAUAUUUGGCACAAGAUAUAUUUACUACUGCUGCAAUUUUAUAUAAAGUUACAAGUUAUGUUAUUUGGAAUGUAUAUAGUGUGACUGUAGUUCUUAAUAGCUAUUUCAUUAACUGUUGCAUUUCAGCACAGUGUAUUGUGGCCAAGGGCCUUCUCUGCUUCAUUAAAGCAGUUAUUCCAUCACCUUAACCUUCUUAUGACACCUGCAACAGACAUUAUGGUUUCAAUUGAGAACACUGAGUGUGGAAUCUGUAUUAGAAGUAACCAUGACUACAGUCUAUGUUAGUUACCACGCUCAUAACUAUUGUUUAUUGAAUUGUAUUUUUCAUUCCCGUAGUUUAGAAAAUAUUAAUAAAAUGUUCAAGUUGAAA